Guillardia theta CCMP2712 is the source of this 738-nucleotide messenger RNA. RefSeq lists its product as hypothetical. NCBI's taxonomy places the organism in Eukaryota, Cryptophyceae, Pyrenomonadales, Geminigeraceae. The record is from RefSeq and is a predicted model, not a curated record. The transcript has 4 exons. The coding region runs from base 1 to 738 and encodes 245 amino acids.
AUGUCCUAUAUGCCGAUCGAGGGGGCGGAUCAGAGUCCGGUUGAUGAAAGAGUCACACAGGAAAUGCAAAAUGAAGUUAGCCCCUCUGCCUCGCCUCCCGAGAGCGAAGCAAUGCAGGAUGGAGGCGUGAAAUCCUCUGCAUUAGAAGGCAGUGAUUUUGUGGAGCGCAUGCCGCAACAGAAAGGAACAGGCGGUCACUUGGACUCCCUUGUAGAAGAAAGAGCGGUUGAAACCGAUGAGAAGCUCACUGACAACAGGACGUUGACCGAUGGAGAUCAACCUGAUCGAGAGGAAGACGCUCUUAAUUCUCACUUGUUUCCACCUCACAAGUGUCAGAAGCAGGUCGGCAAUGGACCUCAAGAAGUCAACUCAAAUGUGCAAAUGGAAAUCUUGACGCAGAGACUCUGUGAUGGCGAAAAUGACAAGUGUAAAAGAGGAAUUUUGUUCGGUAAGACGGACGAAGAAAUGAAACAGUCUGGAUUGUUCGACGAUGAUGAUUUCACCAGCAAGAGCUCCAUUUCCAACCUGCUACGUCUUGCGGGCAAUUCGCAACUCCUGCCUUCCUACUUGAAAGUAGCAAGAAGCUUCCGUGGAGGCUUGUGCGCAAAGUCCCUCAUUCAAGCAGGAUACUUGAAACAAGCACAAGUCGUCCGGCUGUCCGAAGAUAUCAUCGACCUACAGGCCCUUAGAUCCUGCGUGCUCCAGUCCAAGAAAAUCGAACGCUCCUUCAUGCAUUAA